AUGUACAAUAUGCCAUUUGCCCCCUUCAUUGGCAUCAACAUGCAUGGGCAGUCAAUUAUGCUUGGAUGUGGCUUCGUGCGGCAGGAGAUAGCCUCAAGUUAUGACUGGUUGUUUGAUGCUUUCCUGGAGGCAAUGGAUGGGUUGGCUCUGGACAACAUCAUCACGGACCAAGACAUUGCUAUGGCACAAGCAAUCAAGAGGAAGACCCCGACAAUGAUUCACCGUUGUUGCCGUUGGCAUAUAAUGAAGAAAGCGCAAGAGAAGCUUGGCCCUGUGUUGGCUAGGAACCCAUAUUUGGUCAAAGACUUCAACGAAUGUAUCGACUUCAGUUUCACCCCAGCUGAAUUUGAAUGGAAGUGGGUUGCGCUUUUGUUGAAGUAUGAGGGGCUUAUGCAUGGGCACUUUGAGAAACUCUAUGAAUACCGGGCUACAUGUGUGCCAUGCUACUUCAAAUUCAUGUUCUUCCCUUUACUCCAGUCGACGCAACGCAACAAAGGGUUCAAUGCUGUCUUGAAGCGAUAUGUGAACCCACACAAGUCAAUCCUCAACUUCGUCAAGCAAUACGAGAAGAUUCAGGUACACAUACUCAUGAGGGAGAGCAGGAACGACUACCGGACAGAACAUUUAGAAGCGCAAAGAUGGUCGUGUUUCCCCGUUGAGAGGCAUGCCUACAAGGCAUACACUAGGGACAUCUAUGUAAAAUUUAGGACUGAGUUUCAGAUGAUUGGCCAGUACAACAUGCACCCCGCUGGAAUCAACUUCUAUCACCUUGAGCCCAAUACAGAAGAAGUUCCAGGGUAUGGCAAAAGGAAGUAUCUAGUCACAGUGAGGCCAGAAGCAGCAAUCUAUGAUUGUGAAUGUUGCAAGUGUCAUAGGGACGACCUACUUUGUUGCCAUGUCUUGAAAAUUUUCACGCACCUUGGCGUUGAUGAGAUACCUGCACACUACAUUAAGCACCGCUGGACGCAGGAUGCGGUACCAAGUGCGCCGCCGCUAACUAACGAGAGCCCACCACCGGACUUACCCGCUGAGUCGGAGAACCAGGUUCAGCAAGUGAAUAUGGCAAUGGAUUUUGCAAAGCUAGCCAAGAAGGCAAUGACAAGUGAUGAGACAACCGCUGCAGUUGGGAGGCACAUGAAAGAAGCAGAUGUCGAGGUCACUAAGCUGAAUAAACUAAGAAAGAAGAGGCUAAAGGCACCCCGAGAAGCGGCUCGGGCUAGGGAAGCAUCAAAUGCUAAUGCCCCAAGUGGUUCAGGCCAACCUCCUGCCCCCUACCCCCCUGCUCCUAUGGAUCCACCUCGGUCAGUCACAAAAGGGCGCAGCCGCAGCAGGCGCUUCCAAUCAGCACUAGAGCUACACCCAAAGAAAAAUAACAAUGAUGCGACGUGCCUAGGGAAGCUGCUGUGA
Aegilops tauschii subsp. strangulata is the source of this 1407-nucleotide messenger RNA. Its product is annotated as protein FAR1-RELATED SEQUENCE 5-like. NCBI's taxonomy places the organism in Eukaryota, Viridiplantae, Streptophyta, Magnoliopsida, Poales, Poaceae. Gene Ontology annotation, molecular function: zinc ion binding. The record is from RefSeq and is a predicted model, not a curated record. Gene Ontology annotation, biological process: regulation of DNA-templated transcription.